Bactrocera dorsalis (oriental fruit fly) is the source of this 1263-nucleotide messenger RNA. RefSeq lists its product as uncharacterized. The transcript has 2 exons. The coding region runs from base 141 to 899 and encodes 252 amino acids. NCBI's taxonomy places the organism in Eukaryota, Metazoa, Arthropoda, Insecta, Diptera, Tephritidae. The record is from RefSeq and is a predicted model, not a curated record.
UUCCGCUAUUUUGCUGAGAACUUCCUUUAGCAAAAGUGAUGGCAGCUCUACCUUCACAUAUGUUAAUUUGAAAACAGCUGUCAAAUAAACAUUGUUUACAUUUUAUUUCUCGUUGUGUACAUUAUUUGGUUUCUAUAAUUAUGGAUAGUUCUGAGGAAAAGUUCUCGUGGACACAACAAUUGACAAUGAAACUCAUACAGGAAGUCGAACGUCGUCCAUGCAUUUGGAGCCGUGUAGAUGGUGAUUAUUCAAAUAAAACAAUGAAAGCAAUAGCAUUUGAUGAAAUCGGCGAAAUACUAAAUGUGCCUAGCGCCAACGUACGUGAAAAAUUCCGAAAUCUACGCAUAAAUUUCAUGCAAGUGCAUAAAAAGAAAUUAUCUGCCGGUAGCAGAGCAAACUAUGUACCAAAGUGGGAGUUUUACAAUGCAUUACUCUAUAUGGCGGAUACGUGUGGAGCUUCUUCGAUAUCUUCUGCCUCGUCAACAACAUCAAAACCAGCAAAACGACGAAAAUUGCGCGAUUACAAAACAGAUACACAAGAUAUGAUUACAGAUCCACUGUCUGACGAUGGCAAUAGUUCACAGACACAAUUUAGCAACGACAAAGAGCCGCGUUCAAAGUUUGUCGAAUAUGUAACGCCCUUCAAGAGAACAACGGAAAAUUUAAGUGAAUCAGAAAUGCCUGCUAAAAGAACCGCAGAAAAAUUUGGCGAAUGUAUAGAAACGACAAGAUCAUCGCAUGCAAAAUUCGGCGAAUACAUAGCAUUUAGUCUUGAGAAUCUCGAUGACACGCAAUUAGUUAAGAAAACAAAAGCGAAAAUACAGCUCAUCAUAUCCGAGGCGAUAAGAGAACGUGCCAUGGCCGAAUUGGCGCAGUGCGAAUCAAGUGCGGAAUUUUGAAACUUUUUUCUUUGACAUAUUUCCACUCGCCACUUUAAAAUUCGAGUUGAUUAGGUUAGGUUAUGGACAUACAUACAUAUGUCGUGACAGACAUCUGGUGUAACCUAAUUUGAUUGAAAUUCUUACAAAAUUUCAUUCGGAAUGACGGUUCAUUACUAUAAGAAGUACAUCAAUUUAAAAAAGACGAUAAAAUUACAAAUUUUUAUUGUUAAAAUAACAGUACUUGAAUUUAAGCUAUUAUAUUAUUUUAAGGUUCUUUAAGAUCUAUAACUAAGUAUUUUAUAAAAAGAAAUUAAUAUUAUGUAAGUACAUCUGUUAUUGCUAUCACAAAUUAAAUAUACAUACAUAUUUAAAACACUUUGCA